This is a messenger RNA of Gordionus sp. m RMFG-2023, 2018 nucleotides long. RefSeq names its product kielin/chordin-like protein. The transcript has 13 exons. The record is from RefSeq and is a predicted model, not a curated record. Bases 1 to 1935 code for a protein of 644 amino acids. NCBI's taxonomy places the organism in Eukaryota, Metazoa, Nematomorpha, Gordioida, Chordodea, Parachordodidae.
AUGGUAUCCCUGAAACGCAGGUAUUAUUUUUUAAACAAUAUAUGCCCUCCGGGUGUUCCCAUAUCCCAAUGCAAGGUUAAUCCAUGCGAAGUCACAAAAUGCCCUUUAUAUCCUAAUGCGGAAUGCCGACCGUUUUAUUGCGGGGGAUGUUUCGCCAUCUUUUACGUUGAUGAUGCGAAACAUCUAUGCCCUCCCGACAAACCCGUAGUCAAUUGUUUAGUGGACCCGUGCCAGCUAUCCAAAUGUCCGACACAUCCCAAUGCUGAAUGCCGAGCUAAUUAUUGUGGAGGUUGCAAUGCCGAUUUUUAUCUCUAUGGAAAAAAAGUUUCAUGCGAAAGUGAAAACUCAAAAUGCCCUCCCCCUAAGCAUAUCUUCAAUUGUUUUGUGGAUCCAUGUCAAUUCGCUAAAUGCCAAGCUUAUCCCAGUGCGGAAUGCAGAUCAAAUUAUUGUGGUGGUUGUAACGCAGAUUUUUAUUUGAAUAACAAGAAAGUUUCCUGUUUAAAAUCAGUAUGCCCUCCUGAUAAACCAAUCGUCAAUUGCCUAGUGGAUCCAUGUCAAUUCGCGAAAUGUCCAGCGAAUCCCAAAGCUGAAUGUCGAUCAAAUUAUUGUGGAGGCUGCAAUGCCGAUUUUUAUCUCAAUAAUGAGAAAAUUUCUUGUGAAAAAGAAUUAUUAUGCCCUCCUGAUAAACCAAUCGUCAAUUGCCUAGUUGACCCAUGUCAAUUCGCUAAAUGUCCAAUGAAUCCCAAGGCUGAUUGUCGAUCAAAUUAUUGUGGGGGCUGCAAUGCUAAUUUCUAUCUCAACGAACAGAAAGUUUCCUGUGAAAAAGAAUCAUUGUGCCCUCCUGAUAUUCCAAUUGUCAAUUGCCUAGUGAACCCAUGUAAAUUUGCGAAAUGUCCAGCUAGCCCCAAAGCUGUAUGUCGAUCAAACUAUUGUGGGGGCUGCAAUGCUGAUUUCUAUCUCAACGAAGAGAAAGUUUCGUGUGAAAAUUCCUUGUGCCCUCCUGAUAAACCAAUCGUCAAUUGCCUUGUGGACCCAUGUAAAUUUGCGAAAUGUCCAGCUAACCCCAAAGCGAAAUGUCGGUCAAAUUUUUGUGGUGGUUGUAACGCAGAUUUUUAUUUGAAUAACAAGAAAAUUUCCUGUUCAAACUUAGUAUGUCCUCUUGAUAAACCCAUGGUCUAUUGUUAUGUGGAACCAUGUCAAUUUGCGAAAUGCCCAGCUUAUCCCAAAGCUGAAUGCCGGUCGAAUUAUUGUGGUGGCUGUCAUGCAGAUUUUUAUUUGUAUAAGGAGAAAGUGUCAUGUUCAGAAACAAAUGGGAAAUGCCCUCCCGACAAACCAAAGGUUAAUUGUUUAGUGGAUCCUUGUAAAAUUGCCAAAUGCCCGUCUAAUCCUCAGGCCAUAUGUAAAGCUAAUUAUUGCGGAGGUUGCAAUGCUGAAUUUUAUGAGAAUGACAAACCGAUUAUUUGCCAUGAAUGUCCACCGGGUCAUCCAAUAGUAAUGUGUUAUGCUAACCCAUGCAAGUUAACAACUUGUCCUGCCUAUCCCAAUGCCAUUUGUAAACCUUAUAUUUGUGAAACUUGUGAAGCUAGAUACUAUGUAAACGAAAUCAGGGUGCGUUGCGAUAAAAAAUGUUCACCUACAGAACCCAUCGUCAAUUGCUUGAUAAACCCAUGUAAAUUUGCUGUUUGCCCUGCCUUCCCCGAUGCUAUAUGUACAACCAGUAAUUGCGCAAGUUGUAAAGCGGAGUUUUAUUUGAAUGAAACUUUGGUGGAUUGCGAGAAAAAAUGUCCAUUACACAAACCUAGAGUUGAAUGCUUAGUUAACCCAUGUGAUGGAAAAAUUAUUAAAAAAUAUCCAAACGCUAUAUGCGUUCCCAAUUACUGUGGAGGGUGCGAUGCCGUUUUUUAUAACGAAGGAAAGAAAAUUAAAAAAUACUAAAAAAAAAAUUUUUUCACACUUUAUAAAAUUUAAAUUAAACCAAUAUAGCCUCAAAUUUAUUUGUAAAAAUGAUAUUAAUAAUA